CAGCAACAGGCCGCAAAUUGGCGCCAUGAGGGCUUUGGCUGUUGUGGGCAUCCUGAGUCCUGGCUUGAUGGAUGGCAAGCGACGCAAGAAACUGGUGCGGUGUGAGGAUCUUUCGGCUCUCUAUAGGCAAAGUGGAGACGAUCCAAACCAGGUCUUAGAAUGGCACAAGAAAGGUGGUGGCUAUCUCCACCCAAGUUUGCGCGCAACGCAGUUGCCGGGAAGGGGCUGGGCCUUGUGCCUGCAACCAGGGGCGCCCCUGGUCCCUGCUGGCACGGUGCUGGUGCGAAGCCCUCCGCAGCUGCUUUGGGUGGCACAUGAGUCCGAAUCCUUGGAGGUUGCAGAGCCAUUGGCGCCAGGAGAGAGUUUGCCCAAAGCUUCAGCGGCCUUGCGGCGACGGCUGGUGGAAGCUUUAAAGGCACCAGUCCCUGAUCCCUUCGUCCAAUCCAUGCAUCCACCCGACAGCCUGCCCUUGCGCUUGGUUGCUGGCUCGGUGUCAUCGGAGCCAUCUGAAGAUGCCAAGGAGCUGUUGAAAGGAACCUCCAUUUUGAACCACACCUUGUCCUUGAGAUCCAAACUGCUGAAGGCAGUGAAACCUGAACUGGAGCUUGCCAAAGAUAAGCAAGCCACUUGGGAGGCGUGCGUAUGGGCACAAGCCGUCAUCAUGAGCCGAGCUUUUCACGUCCCCAAAGACAGCGAUCGACUUCUCUUGAUACCCAUUGUAGACAUUGCAAACCAUGCGCCAACCUACGCGCUGGCAAAUGCCGAGUUCUCUGACAACAAAGACGGUAGCAUGUCCAUGAUUGCCAGCCGUGACAUUACUUCAGAGGAGGAAGUGUGUGUAUGCUAUGGUGAGCACAACAAUGAGCAACUGCUAUUUUGCUAUGGUUUCGUGAUUCCAGAGAAUCCAUGUCAAGGAAUGCUUUGCCCACUGCCAUUCCCUGAUACACCGGCCCGGGCCGAACUUUUGCACUACACCUUGGCCGAUCUGCGUCGAAGACACGGGCGCAACCCAUCGGCGAAGGCUGGACCUACCCUGAGGCGGCCCAGCAAAGCUGAGCCAGGUAGCUCUGAACUUCUUUUGGCGCUGAAGAUUUUUGACAUCUCCGAGGAGAAGGCCAAAGACUUGCUUUCCCUUGGCAGUGCUGAGAGGGUAACAGCUUUGGAAGCGAACUGUCAAGAAUGGGUCAUGGCCCUGAACUUCCUGGAGGCUUGGCGCGCUGAGAUCCCUUGGAGACGCCCAGCGGAGCCUAGCUCCGGGGCCUCCGGGGCGGCUGCGCAGCUGCAGCAGGAAGCGGAAGAUCUCAUUGAAGCUGCCAUGAAGGAGAUCGCUGCACAGUUACCUUUGCCCCUAUAUUUGAGAUUUUACUGCUUCACCCACCAGUGGAACACUCUCUUGCGAUUCCUCAGGUGAAAA
Molecule: messenger RNA, 1414 nt
Organism: Cladocopium goreaui
Lineage: Eukaryota; Dinophyceae; Suessiales; Symbiodiniaceae
Source: the annotation of a GenBank genome assembly